UGGUUUUCCCUUUCUCGAACUUUGGUUGGGUCUCAGUUUUCUCAGAGCAUUCAACAUGUGGUGGUUUUUUGCGAUUUUUCUGCUGUUUGUACUGCAACAUUCAAGAGCCAGCAUUGUACGAGUGCAACCCGUCGUCAGUGAGGAUUCAGUGAAAGUCAGUGUCCAGCUACUAACGCAGUGCAGCUCUUAUUGCCUCCUCAUUGCCGAACCAGUGCUCCAGUACGCGGAAAAGUGUCAGGAAAACAGCAAGGCGUACCAGGAGAAGAAUGACCAGCUGAACAGAUUGCAAACACAUCUGAACGUCUAUAUGGAUAAAGCUAGGGAAAUGGAAAAACUUUUGAACUACAGCAACACGAUUAGGGAAGUCCUGGCGGAGUCCCACACGAACCAGACCAACUUCAGCACCAAUGUGGAGAACAUAAUCAAUGAGUUGGAGAUUGGGAAUCAAAGGAGGAUAAUUAAGGACCUGGAAAAGCAGUUGGAAAAUCGAAACGUACAAAUUAGGGAAGCGGAGUAUGUUAUUGAGAAAAUGAAGGCAGAGUGCCUGAAGGAGAAUAUUACGAGUCAAGAUGUGAGGACUAAGCAGCAGGACGAACCAAUUAACAACAUGACCGUGGAAGUCGAACAGCAAGUGAAUCAAUCGGAAGCCAGCAGGGAGGAUAUCAAGGAUCGACCGAAAAGUCGAUCAUUGAUAAAUGGUUCAGGGAAUGAAGCAUAAUAAUCGGACACAAGGAAGAGCCUAUCGUCGUAUAGGUAGAAAGGUCCUAUACAUCAAAUACCUAUCAAUGUCUAUGCCCGAUUACACUGUAAAGAUAUGCAUAACCCAUGAAUUAAAGACGUGCCCGUCAAUCCAUAAUAAGACGCAACGAUUAAUUAUUUUUAUUUUUUUUUUAAUUUUUUAUUAAUUUUUUUAUUUUUCAUUUUUGCAUUUAUUUCUUAUUUUCUCUUAGAAAUAAAUAUGUUUAGUUUUUGCUUUUGUGUUUCCUCAUGUCUUUGAUUUGUGUUUACGUUUUAUUUAUUUAUUUCAUUAAUUUGCUUCUUUUUUUAUUAUUUGGGUGAAAAAAAAUGUAUUAAUUACUGUACAUAAUUUUUCAUUGAGAACUGCCCUUGAAACGUUCACAAAUUCAAGCCACUACGUUUAGUUUUUUUGUAUAAAUAUAUAUUGUAUGUAUUUAUUGUUUUUUUUUUUUAAAUCAAUUUUUUUGUGAUUUUGUGGUGUUUUUUUUCAAAAAUUACUAAUAGCUUAAAGGCUUCUUGUUUGGUUAAAAAAGUGUUCAAGUAAAACAAUCUGCUUAUCAAAGAGGCGACUCAGACACAACCCAGCCAACGCUCAAGUGUCAAUCGAUAAUUUAUAGAAAUGGACAAAAAUUACUUGUAAAUCAAGGGACUGUGAAAACUAAAAGUAAUAAGUUAUCGUUUAAUUAUCGAUCAUUUAUGGAACUUUUCAAAAAUAUUCUUUUAUAUUUUGUUGAAAUAAAUCAAUCCAAGAAGCUAGUUAUCGAUAAUUUAUCGCUUGCCCUCAGCCUUAAUAAAAAAACUUUAAUAAAUCAUAGCUGAAAUGUAAAUUUGAUCAAAUGAAACAUACGAAUCAACAUAUCCACGGAAUAAUCGAUGAAGCGAUGACAAAAAAGAAACACCUUUCCAUUUCUGGCACACGUUGCUUGUCCUCGUAAUUGAUUUAUUAUCGAAUGCUCAGAUUUAGGCUCUUUAAAGGUUAAUCUUGUGGGUGUUGGUGUGUGUUUAUUCAGUUGCGAUUACUAUACAGAUACGAAUAUAUGUAUAGCGAUAUAGAUUUAUAUAUAUAUGUAUAUAGAUACCGGGAGGGGGGCUUUGAAAGCCCGAACCCCCCCAACGGACCCCAUCAAAAUUGAUUGAAAUCAAAACGAAUUGAAAUCUAUGGGUAUUUCGGAUACAUGUAUUGUGGUAUAUAAUUUUACAACGAAUGGUUACCUCUUUCUCUCCCUCGCUUCCAUAUCUUAUCUGAGUUCUCUUCGAUAUUUUCGCCAUGUUCUACGUAACACCUCUCCUAUCCAUCCGUCAUUGCGCACUGAUCAUACCCGGAUCUCGAUCGCUUAAUUUUAGAGAAGGAAACAAUAAGUUGGUUAUCCCGCCCGAGACAAAAAAAAAAAAUAGGAAAAAUUAUUUAUAACAUUUUCUUCUCUUAUUUGUUGUUUUCUUUUGUGUUUUUCUUUAGAGAUUUAAUAUAUGCUUAUGCAUUGUUUUACCCCACCCGCCCUACAACUCCAGUCGCUGUCCCCGUCACGCACCCAUCGCAAGAUCAUCCUCCUUCCAUGCAUUAUCAUCUCGUGCUUUCGUGUCGUCCUGCUUCGUUCAAGGAUAUGAUAAGGUGCCGACAAUGACAAGGAUUCAGUCUUCGACAGCAUACUUCUGGGUCCACUCACGGGCGUUGCGUAUGGCCUCCGCCUCAUUGACCUUCCAGAGCUCGGCCACAUCGUUUGCCAGGGGAUCAUCGGGAUUGGGUGCGCUGAGCAGAGCCUGAAUCGACAGCAGAAUCGUGCGUAUCUGCAGCGCUGGACUCCACUUGUCCUUGAGCACAUCCAAACAGAUGCGGCCCAGACGAUCGAUAUUGGGAUGAUAGAUCUUCGUUAUGAAGCGCACCUUGGGGGCCGACAUCGGAUAGUCCUCGGGCAGAAACAGUUCCAGCUUGAAGACGCCACCCUCGAAGGGCGAGUCAUUGGGCCCGGUGACGAUCACAUGGAAAUAGCGAGCAUUAUUUUCAUCCGGUAUGGCAUUAAUCCCAGGCACCGGCUCCUGCAUCAGGCGCUGUGUCUCCUUGAUUAUGCGGCGUGGCAGACUCGACAUUUUCUCUUCUUUCCUUCAACUUUUUCCAGCUUCUUCUAGGUGGCUUCCUUCUUCUGGGCUGCUUCUUUGUUACUUCCUCUACUUCAAAACGGUGUGUUGCUCCGUGUGUUU
This is a messenger RNA of Drosophila miranda, 2934 nucleotides long. RefSeq lists its product as uncharacterized. The record is from RefSeq and is a predicted model, not a curated record. NCBI's taxonomy places the organism in Eukaryota, Metazoa, Arthropoda, Insecta, Diptera, Drosophilidae. The coding region runs from base 56 to 718 and encodes 220 amino acids. The transcript is spliced from 2 exons.